This is a messenger RNA of Penicillium egyptiacum, 6072 nucleotides long. The record is from the annotation of a GenBank genome assembly. NCBI's taxonomy places the organism in Eukaryota, Fungi, Ascomycota, Eurotiomycetes, Eurotiales, Aspergillaceae.
AUGUCUGACCCUGGGAGCUACACCGUGGGCUGGAUCUGCGCCUUAGCCGUGGAAUACGUUGCCGCACAAGAAUUUCUCGAUGAAGAGCACGAAAAAGCGAGCUUUGUGUCGCCCAAUGACACCAAUGAUUAUACGUUAGGCAAGAUGUGCGAACACAAUGUUGUCAUCGCCGUUUUGCCUGAUGGUGAAUAUGGCACAGCUUCCGCGGCCAAUGUAGCAACAAAUAUGCUCACCACAUUUCGCAACGUCAGGAUAGGUCUCAUGGUCGGCAUUGGGGGUGGUGUGCCAAGUGAGAACCACGACGUUCGUCUUGGCGAUGUUGUGGUCAGUGCGCCCCGUCGGGGUGUGGGUGGUGUGUUCCAGUACGACUUUGGCAAAUCGAUACAAGGUCAGGGUUUUCAGCAUACACGGUUCUUAAACCAACCACCAACUCUAUUACGGACCGCUAUGACGGGGAUCCAGGCGCAAUACGAGAGGAAGGGACAUCGGCUCGAGGAGGCCAUCAAUAGCAUUCUCGACAAGAACGCGAGACUACGCCGAAAGUAUGAACGGCCGGAAUCAAACACGGAUAGGCUCUUUCAGUCCAACGUGACCCACGAGCCAGAAUGCGGUGCCGCAUCUUGUACAAAUGAUGCCUCAAACUUGAUUCUGCGACGUGAACGCACCGAAAACGAGGAUGAUCCUGCUAUCCACUACGGUCUGAUUGCUUCUGCCAACCAAUUGAUGAAAGAUGCUUUGGUUCGAGAUAGACUCGCAGCGGAAAAAGACGUUCUCUGUUUCGAAAUGGAAGCUGCUGGGUUGGUGAACACUUUUCCCUGUCUAGUUAUCCGAGGCAUCUGCGACUACUCGGACUCGCAUAAGAACGAAACAUGGCAAGGGUACGCAGCGAUGGUGGCAGCUGCAUACGCCAAAGACCUGUUACAGAGGAUGCCUCUGAAUAAGAUCGAGGCCGAGGAGAGGAUUAGCGUUACCAUAUCGGACGCGCUGAAAAGCGCCAACCAACGCCUAGACCGAGCGUACGAUCAAAGAGAACAACACCAUAAUGAACAAAAGACGCGAGCUUUGACGGACCAGCAACAACGUUGUCACCAAGUUUUCAAGAUAUCGAGUUACACGGAGCAAAAGGACAUCAAUCCACGACGAGCAGAAGGAACCUGCCAGUGGGCUCUACAAAGCCCUGAAUAUAUUCGUUGGUGGGAGAGCAAUUGCAAUGACCUUCUAUGGGUUUCAGCCGAUCCAGGCUGUGGAAAGUCUGUACUAGCCAGAUCGAUUAUCGAUGACUUCGUGCAAUCUUUUAAUCCAGCAGCGACAAUAUGUUACUUCUUUUUCAAGGACAACGAUGAACAGAAUCAUCUUGCUGCAGGACUGUGUUCCGUAUUACAUCAGCUCUUUAGCCAGCGGCCACAUCUAUUGCACCAUGCUAUACCAUCCUGGGAAAAGAACGGGGACAGACUCCGAGAAGAGAUUGAUGAACUAUGGCAAAUAUUUGUAGCAGCAACAUCAGCUGAUAUAUCAUGCAAGACGAUAUGUAUAUUUGAUGCACUUGAUGAAUGCCGUGAAAUUGAUCAGAAACGAUUGAUCGAGAAGCUCCAGGUCUUUCACCGCAAGCCACGUUCAUCAACACAGUCUACUUAUUUGAAAUUCUUGGUCACCAGUCGUCCAUAUGACCAUAUCCAGAAUCGCUUUCGAGCGAUCACGGCCUCCUUCCCAUAUCUCCAUCUAAGGGGGGAGGAAGAAAAUGAUCAAAUCCACAAGGAGAUUGAUCUGGUCGUGAAGAUUCGAAUAGAGGAGCUGGCUAAAACAGCAUCUUUGUCCUGGGAUAUACAGCAGCAACUCGAACACCAGCUUCUACGAAUGGAACACCGCACGUAUCUUUGGUUAUAUCUAGCCAUUGAUGAUAUUCAAUCUACAUUCGAGAACAGCCUUCGGCCUGCCGAGGAAUCUAUUCGAAUGAUACCUCCUUCAGUGGAUAAGGCGUAUGAGAGAAUUCUUAGUCGCGUCCCUUGCGGUCAGGAAAGUACUGUGAGAAAGGUCUUACAGAUAAUUGUUGGAGCACGACGUCCUUUGACAACAGCGGAAAUGGCCAUGGCGCUAGGUAUAUCCAUCUCUCCACGAUCGCAGACUGCAGCACAGACUGGACUAGACCCACAACAGAUGGGCCAUAAACUCCGUCGUCUAUGUGGGUUAUUUGUUUUCAUUAAUAGUUCCAAGAUCUACCUCAUUCAUCAGACAGCAAAGGAAUUUCUAAUCGAAAAAGCAUCGAAAGAUCUCCAUUUCGCAUACUCAUGCAGCCUAACUGAUACUGAAAAUCAAAUGGCUCUUGUGUGUGUGCGCUACCUGUUGAUGGAGGAUCUGAAGGAGGAUGAAGGCGAAUCGUGCUCUCUCCCGCAAAGCUUCUUAGAGUAUUCUGCAGUACAUUGGGCCGAACACGUACAGAAAAUGACUUUGCAUUCAGACCAAGAAGUAACCGAUCUGAUACAUCGGUUAUAUGACAUGAGUGGAAAGCGAUUCAAUCUAUGGUUUCCAAUCUUUUGGAUGGCAGUGGCUCAACACCACUCUGGUUAUGUGCCUAAACUGAAUGCACUGCACCUGGCAGCAUUUAACGGUCACGACCAACAGGCUAGGGCACUACUUGCUGUAAAUAAAGAGGUUCUCAACACACCAGAUGAUACACGAACAUAUCCGGUCAUAUGGGCUUCGCUAAAUGGGCACGACAACAUGGUGCAGCUGCUCAUAGAACGAGGGGCCGAUGUCAAUGCCCAGGGCGGGCCCUACGGAAAUGCCAUCCAGGCUGCUUGUUCCGGCGGACACGAGAAUAUCGCGCACAUGCUGCUUGAGCGCAAAGCCGAUGUUAACGCCCAAGGUGGAGAACAUGGAAAUGCCCUCCAGGCUGCCUGCUACGGGGGACAUGACAAAAUUCGAAUUGCGCAGAUGCUACUUGAGCGAGGAGCCGAUGUCAACGCCCGGGGUGGACGCUACGGAAAUGCCCUUCAGGCUGCUUGUUAUGGGGGACAUGACAAGAUUGCACAGAUGCUGCUAGAGCGGGGAGCGGAUGUCAAUGCCCAGGGUGGUUCCUACGGGAAUGCCCUACAAGCUGCUUGUGCUGGAGGACAUGAAAAGGUUGUACAAAUACUACUUGGGCGGGGAGCCAAUUUCACCGCCCGGGGCGGGCCCUACGGUAAUGCCCUCCAGGCUGCUUGUUCCGGCGGACACGAGAAGAUCGCGCAGACGUUGCUUGAGCGAGGAGCCGAUGUCAAUACCGAGAGUGAAAAUUGCGGAAACGCCCUUCAGGGUGCUUGUUCGGGAGGACACGACAAAAUUGCAGAGAUGUUGCUAGAGCGAGGAGCCGAUGUCAACGCCCAGGGUGGACACGACGGAAAUGCCCUUCAGGCUGCUUGUCAUGGGGGACAUGACAAGGUUGCGCAGAUGCUACUUGAGCGAGGAGCCGAUGUCAACGCCCGGGGUGGGUACUUCGGAAGUGCCCUCCAGGCUGCUUGUUAUGGGGGACAUGACAAGGUUGCACAGACGCUGCUAGAGCGGGGAGCGGAUGUUAAUGCCCAGGGUGGUUACUACGGGAAUGCCUUACAAGGUGCUUGUUCUGAAGGUGACGAUACGAUUGUGCAAAUCCUCUUGGCGCACGGGGCCGAUGUCAACGCCCGCGGUGGACGCUACGGAAAUGCCCUCCAGGCUGCUUGUUAUCAGGGACAUGACAAGGUUGCACACAUCCUACUAGAGCGCGGAGCCGAUGUCAACGCCCAGGGUGGGGACUUCGGAAACGCUCUUCAGGGUGCUUGUUGUAAAGGGCACGACGAGAUCGCUGAGAUGCUACUAGAACGAGCCGUCGAUGUCAAUACCCAGGGUGGGCACUACGGAAAUGCACUUCAGGGUGCUUGUUCGGAAGGACACGGCAAGAUUGCACAGAUGCUACUAGAGCGAGGAGCCAAUCUCCACGCCCAGGGUGGUUUCCACGGAAAUGCCCUUCAGGCUGCUUGUAGUGGACAUGACAAAAUUGUACAGAUGCUGCUAGAGCGAGGAGCUGAUGUCAACAUCCAAGGGGGGUUCUACGGAAAUGCGCUUCAGGCUGCUUGUUCCGUGGGACAUGACAGAAUCGCACAGAUGCUACUUGAGCGAGGAGCUGAUAUUAACGCCCAAGGUGGAGAAUACGGAAAUGCGCUUCAGGGUGCUUGUUGUGAGCUACAGGAUACAACUGAAAUUGCACAGAUGCUACUUGAGCGAGGAGCCGAUGCCAACGCCCAGGGUGGUUCCUACGGAAAUGCCCUCCAGGCUGCUUGUCAUGGGCAACAUGAAAAAAUUGAACUUGCACAAAUAUUACUUGAGCGUGGAGCCGAUUCCAACGCCCAGGGUGGACGUUACGGACAUGCCCUUCAGGCUGCUUGUUUUGAAGGGCAUUACAAGACUGCACAGUUGCUGCUAGAGCAAGGGGCCGAUGUCAACGCCCAGGGUGGACACUACGGAAACGCCCUCAAAGCUGCUUGUUCUGAAGGACAUUACAAGAUUACACAGAUGCUAUUGGAGCGAGGAGCCGAUGUCAACACCCAGGGUGACAAUUGCGCAAACGCUCUUCAAUGUGCUUGUUAUAGGGGUCAUUAUAUGAUUGUAAAGAUGCUGCUAGAGCGUGGAGCAGAAGUCAACGCCCAAGAUGAAGACUACGGAAAUGCUCUUCAGAGCGCUUGUUCCGAAGGACACGAAGGUAUCGCGCAGAUACUACUCGAGCGGGGAGCGGAUGUCAAUGCCCAGGGUGGUUACUAUGAAAAUUCUCUUCAGGGUGCUUGUUAUAAAGGGCAUUACAAGGUUGCACAGAUGCUGCUAGAGCGUGGAGCAGAAGUCAAUUCCCUAGGUGGACACUACGGAAACGCCCUGCAGGCUGCUUGUUCAGGCGGACAUGAAAACAUCGCGCAGAUGCUACUCGAGCGAGAAGCCGAUAUUAACGCCCUAGGUGGAUAUUACGGUAACGCCCUUCAGUGUACUUGUUAUAGGGGAUUUUACAAGAUUGCACACAUGCUGCUAGAGCACGGAGCCGAUGUCAACGCUCAGGGUGGACAGUACGGAAACGCUCUUCAGGCUGCUUGUUAUAGGGGACAAGACAAGAUCACGCAGAUACUGCUAGAGCGGGGUGCCGAUAUCAAUGCUCAGGGUGGGGAAAAUGGAAAUGCCCUCCAGGCUGCUUGCUUAGAAGGACACGAGAAUAUCGCGCAGAUAUUGCUUGAGCGCGGAGCCGAUGUUAACGCCCAGAGUGAAAAUUGCGCAAACGCCCUUCAGUGCGCAUGUUAUAGUGGAUAUUAUAAGAUUGUACAGAUGCUGCUAGAGCGAGGAGCUGAUGUUAACGCCCAGAGUGAAGACUACGGAAAUGCUCUUCAGUGGGCUUGUUCCGAAGGACACGAAAGCAUCGCGCAGAUGCUACUCAAGCGUGGAGCCGAUAUCAAUUCCCAGGGUGGACACUACGGAAACGCUCUUCAGGCUGCUUGUUAUAAAGGGCAUUACAAGGUUGCACAGAUGCUGCUAGAGCGUGGAGCAGAAGUCAAUUCCCAGGGUGGACACUACGGAAAUGCCCUCCAGGCUGCUUGCUCCGGAGGACACGAGAAGACCGCGCAGAUGUUGCUCAAGCGCGGAGCCGAUGUCAACGCUGAGGGUGGCUUCUACGGAACUGCCCUCCAGGGUACUUGUUAUGAAGGGCAUUACAAGAUUGCACAGAUGCUGCUAGAGCGAGGAGCCGAUGUCAAUUCCCAGGGUGGGCCCUACGGAAAUUCCCUCCAGGCUGCUUGUUCCGGCGGACACAAAAACAUCGCGCAGAUACUACUCGAGCGAGGAGCCGAUAUUAGCGCCAGUAGUGGGCACUAUGGAAACGCCUUUCAGGCCGCUUGUUAUAAAGGGCAUUACAAGGUUGCACAGAUGCUGCUCGAGCGAGGAGCCGAUGCCAAUGCCCAGGGGGGGGCCUACGGAAAUGCCCUCCAGGCUGCUUGCUCCGGAGGACACGAGAAGAUCGCGCAGAUGUUGCUUGAGCACGGAGCCGAUUUCAAUGCCCAGGGGGGGGAAGAUGGAAAUGUCCUCUAG